CGGCGGUCUCCCACACCAAAACAAUCUGUGUGUGGCUCUCACUUCGCUCCUCCGUUUUAUCACAUUUCACUUCCUUUCUCUAUCAAUUCUCGAAUUCUCUUCCGGAUUAAUCCGAAUUCCACUCUGCUUUUCCGAUUUUUGAAGUUAUUGCAUGGAAUUCCAUCAACCGGCGGCGAUUUGUGGCUGUACCUGAACAGUGAGCUUGGAUUCCCGACUUAAUGAGCUCCCCAUGCCUUUAUUAGAUAUUGCUAUUUCACAGCCUUGCUCUUGUUUCCUCAACAAUAUAAUAGCAUUUAGGCCGGAAUUCGAUCUUGGUAAGAGAGUUGUAGUUGGGAAUGAUAGGAGAUUGGUAUUGGCAUCCACAUUUUCGGGGAGGGGCUUUUGUAAUGGAGGAAAAUUUGGUGGGGGCUUCACCUCGGGGAGAGCCGGGGUAUGGCGGGGUAGGCUGACGAUAAAGGCCGUUGGUACGCUUGAAAUUGCGAGUGUAACUUGCAAAAGUGGAGGGGUGAAGAGGCUUCAGAAUGUGUUGAUGAUGGAUGUUGAUUCAGUGAGGUCGAAUUCCACUGAAAUUGAACCGCCACAAUCUUCAAGUGAAGACUCAACAGACGUGGACGAGAGGGAGAGGUUGAGACGGAUGAGGAUUUCCAAAGCGAAUAAAGGGAAUACGCCGUGGAACAAAGGCAGGAAGCACAGCCCAGAAACCUUGAGGCGGAUAAAAGAAAGAACAAGGCUGGCAAUGCAAAAUCCUAAGGUUAAAGCCAAACUGAUUAACCUGGGGCAUGCUCAAAGUGAAAAGACGAGGUUGAAAAUUGGAGCUGGUGUCCGACUUGGGUGGGAGAAACGCCGUAAGAAAUUGAUGGUCCAGGAUACUUGCUACUACAGCUGGCAAAAUCUAAUUGCAGAGACUGCCCGGAAGGGUCUUCAAGGCGAGGAACAAUUGCAAUGGGACUCGUACAAGAUCUUGGAUAAAGAGCUCCAGCAGGAAUGGCAGCAGAGUGUUGAAAAAAGAAGAAGCAUGCCUAGACUGAAGGGAAGCAAGAGAGCGCCCAAAUCAGCAGAGCAGAAGAGGAAGAUAUCAGAGGCCAUAGCUGCAAAAUGGGCUGAUCCCGAAUACCGGACUCGGGUUUACUCUGGUCUAGCGAAAUAUCAUGGCAUACCAGAGGGGACAGAAUGGAAGCGUAAGAGAAAACCUCCUGGUGAGAGACAGACUCAAAACAGAGGUCGUAAAGACAAAGACAAUGACAAAGACGAGAACAAUGAUACUCGCAAGACGAAAAGCGUAAACCAACGAAUUAGAGCAAAGAGAAGCAAAGCACCAUCAUACAAGGACCCACUGGCAAGCACCAAACUGGAGAUGCUGAAAAACAUUCGAGCCAAGAGAGCUGCUGCUGUUGACGACCCGAAAACUGAAGCCGUCAUGAAGGCCAAGUCGUUGAUUGCAGAAGCUGAGAAGGCAGCCAAGGCGCUUGAAAUAGCUGCUAAGACGAGCCCUCUCGCGCACGCCUCUUUGAUGGAAAGCCGGAUGCUGAUCGCGGAAGCACAUAAGCUCAUCGAAUCAAUAGAAAGCGAAGAUGCAACAGCAUCCGUUGAAGACGAGAAUGGAAUUCAAAAUCUUGAAAACGAAACGUAUGCAGACGAGCAAAAUUUGGAACUCAUAGAGCCAAUGAAAGUAAACGGGGUCCACAGCAUCUCCGAAGAUCUUGAAGAAUCCGACAGCUUCAGUUUCGAUGAGUUCAUUUUCGCAGAUUUCAUCAACGGCAACAGCAACGGCUCGAGUCCUUACCCUCUUGAAACAGAAGCAACCGGGUCCAAUGGCUGUAUCUCAUCAGUGUUGGAUGGCAUGAUCAACGGCUCUGGUUCGACCUGCGCUGAUAAUAAACCAAACCCUAACGGGAUCUCAGCUCAUAAACAAACUCCGGUCGUCAACCGGCUGGAGCCGGAGGAUGAAAAGGUGGCUAAGAGAGAGGCGAACGUGACCAAGAAAUGGGUUCGUGGGAGGCUCGUUGAAGUCGAAGAGGAAGAAGCAGCCUAGGUUAGUUCUAGCAAGUUUUAGAAUUCAUGCAUAGUUUCUAUACAUUUGUGCUAGGAAGUAUAGAGUGUCCAAUACUAGGUUUUGAUGUCCAAGAAUCAUACUUAAAUCUCAGUAAAAGCCAUGAAUCUGAUUCAUUCCA
Messenger RNA from Salvia hispanica, 2171 nucleotides. Its product is annotated as muscle M-line assembly protein. The record is from RefSeq and is a predicted model, not a curated record. Gene Ontology annotation, molecular function: DNA binding. NCBI's taxonomy places the organism in Eukaryota, Viridiplantae, Streptophyta, Magnoliopsida, Lamiales, Lamiaceae.